UUCCCCAGGGGGAGGGCACUUGCUAGCUGUGUGAUGAGGAAAAGGAAGUCCCAGGAAACAUUGCUGGGUGCCGAGGAAGGAAGCCAUGCAGCGCACAGAGGCCGGACAGCCCAUCAUCAAGUUCAACCACUGUCAGAAGCCCAUCUACAGCUUCAGCGUGCCGCGGUGCUGCCCUCUCUGCCAGCGGGACAUGGGCGCCAGGAAGCUGGGGGAAGCACCUGUGAGCAUCGCUAACCCAUUCACCAACGGGCAUCGAGAAAAGUGCUCAUUCCUCCUCAGGCCAACCCAAGGGACGUUUCUCAGGGAAUAUGACGGAAGGUCUGAUCUCCACGUUGGAAUAACCAACACAAACGGAGCUGUGUAUAACUACACGGUGCGCGGGGUCCAGCGAGACGAAGCGGGCUGGGAGCAGAGUGUAAGCAUCCCACUCCUGCAGCCCGGCAUGUUUGGACUGAUGGACCAGUGGGACAAGUACCUGGAAGACUUCUCCUGUGCGGGGGCCUGGCUGCCUCACAGGUACGAAGAGGACCAGCACAACUGCUACAGCUACGCCCUCACGUUCAUCAACUAUGUGCUGGCCGUGGAAGGCCAGGAGCCGCUGGACAAGGACCAGUUCACGGAGAUGUUCGUGGUCCCCAGGACAAGGAAGGCUUCCAAGUACAUCACACUGCACCGGGCGAUCGAAGAGCGGGGCUUCUAUGUGCCCGACUGCCCUGAUCCCGAGACAAGCCCGCCCCCAGGGAGCGGCUCUGCUGAGCACUGAGCACCACAGCAGACCGGACAGGACGUCAGGGGUGACCCCCUGUAACAGCUACUGGGCCUCUCGGUGCGUCAAGCUGUGGUUAAUUUAAAAAGUGUUUUGGAUUUCCUUUAAGCAUAUUUCAGCUCACUGCAGUUUAAGAAUUAGUGAGAUUAAUAAAAAUUGCCCUGGGUUUUCAAAA
Camelus dromedarius (Arabian camel) is the source of this 941-nucleotide messenger RNA. It is a transcript of the gene MKRN2OS, whose product is annotated as MKRN2 opposite strand. Bases 86 to 763 code for a protein of 225 amino acids. The transcript has 4 exons. NCBI's taxonomy places the organism in Eukaryota, Metazoa, Chordata, Mammalia, Artiodactyla, Camelidae. The record is from RefSeq and is a predicted model, not a curated record.